Messenger RNA from Ogataea philodendri, 837 nucleotides. RefSeq lists its product as uncharacterized. Lineage: Eukaryota; Fungi; Ascomycota; Pichiomycetes; Pichiales; Pichiaceae. The record is from RefSeq and is a predicted model, not a curated record. Gene Ontology annotation, cellular component: endoplasmic reticulum; plasma membrane. The transcript has a single exon. Gene Ontology annotation, molecular function: oxidoreductase activity. Bases 1 to 837 code for a protein of 278 amino acids.
AUGACUGAAAACAGUUUGAUUUACGCAGCUCUGUCUGCUUUGGUUGCUGCCCUGGUUGGUUUCUAUCUUCUGUCGCCCAAGGAGCGCAAGGUUCUGAAGGCCGACCGGUUCCAGGAGUUCCCAUUGAUCCAAAAGACCAUCGUGUCCAAGAAUUCCGCUAUCUUCAGAUUUGGACUUCCAAGACCAACAGACGUUCUGGGAUUGCCUGUUGGCCAGCAUAUUUCCAUUGGCGCCGAUAUCGGCGGCAAGGAGAUUGUCCGCUCGUACACUCCAAUGUCCUUGGACGAGGAUUGCAAGGGCUACUUUGACCUGUUGAUCAAGGUUUACGACAAGGGUAACAUCUCCAAGCACGUUGACGGGCUCGAACUGGGCGAAUGUAUCCGUGUGCGUGGGCCAAAGGGAUUCUUCACCUACACCCCGAACAUGGUGAGAGAGUUUGUGAUGGUUGCAGGAGGAACAGGCAUCACUCCAAUGUACCAGAUCAUCAAGGCCAUAACCAACAAUCCAGAAGACCGCACCAAGGUGACUCUUUUGUAUGGAAACGUGACUGCCGAGGACAUUUUGCUCAAGGCAGAGCUCGAUCUGAUCGAGAAGGAGUUCCCUAACAUCAAGGUGGUUCAUGUUCUCAACAACGCUCCGGAAGGGUGGACCGGUGAAGUCGGUUUUAUCACCAAGGACCUGUUGCAAAAACACGGUGCUGCGGCCGCAGACGACGUCCAGGUGCUCCUAUGUGGACCUCCACCAAUGACCAGUGCAUUGAAGAAAGCAGCCAACGAGCUGGGCUUCAGAAAGGCCAAGCCGGUGUCCAAACUCGGCGACCACAUCUUUGUGUUUUAA